GUAAAAGUUGCGAAACUCCUCAAGAUGACAAGAUUUUACAUGCAUUGCCUAGUGAUUCGAAAAGACCUAAGAGUGCCGAGAUAAUUGCUCCGAUGACGGGAGAAACCGAAGUAACUCGAGAUAAAAGAGGAACAUUUACUUAUGAAAAUGGAGCAAAAUAUACUGGAGAAUGGUACAAUAUUAUUUUAUAUUUUGUUUUGGAUUGGUAUAUGUCGCGAUGGUUUUGGUACUCAGGUUUGGCCAGAUGGAGCCUAGUAUGAAGGACAGUGGAAGGAUGAUAAAGCUCAAGGGAAAGGAGUCUUUAAACAUGCAGAUGGUGAUAUAUGUAAGUGAGUUUAUUGAGUAUUUAGAUGAUGGAGAGUGGGAAAAUGACAAAGCAAAUGGCUAUGGUAUUUAUGUUCAUGCUGAUGGUUCCAAGUAUGAAGGACUCUGGAAGGAUGAUAAAUAACAUGGCUAUGGAACUGAAACUUGGACUGAUGGAAGUAGAUACGAGGGAACCUAUAAGUAUGGAAUGAAAGAUGGUACUGGAACCUAUUAUUGGCCAGACGGAAAGGUUUAUUAAGGCUAAUGGUUACAAAAUAAAAUGACAGGAUACGGAGUAUGUCAUUGGAAAGAUGGAAGAUGCUAUAUUGGUGAAUGGUUGGAUAAUAAUAUGCAUGGUCAUGGUAAAUACACUACUACGGAUGGGAAACAAUAUGAAGGAGAUUAUUAUUUUGAUAAAAAACAUGGAUUCGGCACAUUUACUUGGCCUGAUGGCAAAAAGUAACUAUGAAAAUAAUUUAUAGAUAUUCUGGAAAUUGGAAGAAGGGUAAGUAACAUGGCAAAGGUAAAAUAAUAGUUGAUAAAAUUGAAAAACAUGGAAUGUGGGAAGAUGGUAAGCGUAUUAGAUGGAUUGAAGAUGAAGAUUGA
Messenger RNA from Paramecium octaurelia, 909 nucleotides. The record is from the annotation of a GenBank genome assembly. Lineage: Eukaryota; Ciliophora; Oligohymenophorea; Peniculida; Parameciidae.